UAUUUCACUGAAUGAAUACAAAGAGAGAAAGCUGAGCUGUGCUGACGUAGAAAACGGCCAUUCGCCCCACAAUAGGCUAGACUAUUUUAACGGAUCUAACAAGAAUAUUGUACGAAUACAUAAAUAUUGCUGAACCUCGCCACACAAGAAUACUAUGGUGUUCAGUUGAUUACACUCUUUAAAUCGUGAUCUUCAACGACAGGCUCCGGAUUUUCGUAACCUAACCAAUAUCCGAUUUCACAUUAUUGGACUAUAACUCCUGACACAGGUUUGUUGUGUUUUCUGGAAAGGCAUAUGAUUUAAAUGAUAAUCACGGUUAUAAUAAUGCUGCAGGCCGUGAUUCCACUCAAUCAUAUUGGUUGGAAGAUGACGGCAGACAAAUCAUAAAUUAAAUCAAUAAUUUUCUUCGACUGCCGUCUGUUGGAUGGGUAUUUUAAUUGGCUAUAACGGUAAUUGCUGUCACAGCGAAACCAGUAUGUACGUACACACCAGACAUUAUGUUUCUAUGCAGCUCUACCUGAGUUUACGAUGAGAACUCGAUCUUCUCUGGUUUAAUUCAGUGGUAUAAUUAAGUUCCUUACGCGAUUAUGAGUUCAGCAAUAAUUCUGCCGAUAUUUUACGAUCGACGGUCGAGACGGUCGAAUAGAAGAGAAUUAUUCGUGAAAAGAUUCACUAGUGGCUGUGUAGUGAUCGCUACGUUGUUUAUUGUGGUAGGAUUGAGUAGUGCGACAUGGUAUAUGACUAUUUUAGGAACCUUUAUACUGAUGGUGGUAGGACUGAGUGGGUUUUUCAAAUACUGCGACAGAACACCGGAUAGUCGUGCCGUGCGAAGGGCCAUCUCAAUAAGUUCACGAAUAUCGACAACUACGCGACCGUCGGUACGUCGUUCUCGGUCGGUUGCCACUGUCGGUGAAAGUAGUAAUGGGCCUACUGAUAUAGACCCUCCGCCGGCCUACGACAACAUUGUGUUUGAUGAACCGUACUCGUUAGGCAGGGCAUCGUAUCAUAUAAGGUCGUACGACCACCCGUCAUAUCCACCUCCGCCUUAUGAAGUCAUAAUGAACGCAGCUGUAAACCAGUCAGCAGGACAUUAUCAAGUACCAGAUGAUUCAACUAUAACACAUCAGACUAGCUCUACAUUGAUAAUGCCACGUCUGUCUCUGAAUCAUGGUGAUAGGCAAGAGGUAGAUCUAUCACACGCUAUAACAAUAACGGAGUCGAGUGAGAGUCACUUCACAUCACGAACAGUGACGCCUGAAACACCUAGAACAGCUGCACAAGAGGCGUCUUACACAGUCGCACCAGUGUUGCCGUUGCCUCCAAGAAUCGCACCAGCGACGCCCCAAAGAGUCACACCAGAGGCACCUCAAGCAUUCAUAUCAGAGACAUGUCAAACAAUUGCAACAGAAGCACCUCAAACACUCGUAUCAGAGAUACCUCAAACGGACGCAGAAGAGACGAGUCCAACAGAGGCACCUCAAAGAAACGCAGAAUACUCAGAUAGUAGCAUUAACAAAGGUGCCUCAAAUAGUCACGCAAGACCAGCACCAAACCUCAGAGGGAAUGAUCGCAUGCCAGAACAAUCAGUAUCAACCGCAUUAUAGUCUGAACAAUUAUUGUAACAUGAAACAAAUCACGAGGGAAUAUAGAAAAUACUGAACUGAAUGACUUGCUUCAGGCAAUAAUACUGAAGUAGCGUACGAGCUCAGAGUGAACCCAUACUAUGAAACUUAAACUUUGGAUUUAAUUCACCUUGAUAUGGCUACGCAAGAAAUUGCAAACUGGAAUAAAGUAAAGUGACGGUUCAUUAUGCGGGUCACCCAACAAUAGAGUAGUACCAGUGGGAAGUGAUGGUCGUGCAUUACCAUAGCAAGCAAUGUGAAGCUAUCGCAAAAAUGGAACGAUUUUAUAAGCAUCUACGAUAGAUAGUCUAGUUCUCAAUAUUAAUAAAAUAUAGCAUAAUCGACUAGGCCUUAAACUGAGACUUUACUUACGAAACUGGGUGGAACGGUUUUUAUUGAUACUUGAUUCUUAACUACUUAAAUUUUAUAUACUAUUUUAUAUGUAAAUAUGUAUGUAUAUAUUUUGUAUUAAAAAAAACCAAUUAAUAUUGUCAUUGCGAAAACAAAAGAUGACGUAAUUCGUCAAGUAGGUAAAGUUUGAAUAUAGGCCUAUACUUAGAUAAGACUGUAUGGAAAUAUCUGAAUAUUUUUGGGCCUAUCCUUGGCCUAAAUUCGCACAAAAUUACUUAAAGAAUACCGUCAAUGAUGAGCUAAAAUAAAUUUCAAUAUUUUUUUGAUUUCAAAAA
Anneissia japonica is the source of this 2308-nucleotide messenger RNA. RefSeq lists its product as uncharacterized. Bases 588 to 1604 code for a protein of 338 amino acids. The transcript is spliced from 2 exons. NCBI's taxonomy places the organism in Eukaryota, Metazoa, Echinodermata, Crinoidea, Comatulida, Comatulidae. The record is from RefSeq and is a predicted model, not a curated record.